This is a messenger RNA of Lactuca virosa, 2921 nucleotides long. NCBI's taxonomy places the organism in Eukaryota, Viridiplantae, Streptophyta, Magnoliopsida, Asterales, Asteraceae. The record is from the annotation of a GenBank genome assembly.
AUGGCAUUCUCAACUCCAAUUUCAUCAUCAUAUUUACCUAGAGUCUACUCUCAGUUAUCAGCACAUGAAGCAACCUCAGAGACAAAGUCUAGGAUUUGCUUAUCGAAUGCAUCCUCUCUCCUUCAACGCACUUUGACUUACAAAGCAGGUUUUCCUUCUCAUUUGGAAAGAAGAGAGUCCUUCAACUUCAAAGUUUCUGCUUCAGUGACAACAGAUGUUUCAACACCCGAACUCCCUGUCACACCUUCAGUUGUCAAAGGUGACACUUGGUCAAUCCAUAAAUUUGGUGGCACAUGUGUGGGAACUUCUGAAAGAAUCUAUAAUGUUGCCAAGAUUGUUACAGAAGACAAUUCUGAAAGAAAGCUGGUUGUUGUGUCUGCAAUGUCUAAAGUUACAGAUAUGAUGUAUGAUCUUAUUGAAAAAGCACAAUCACGUGAUGAUUCAUAUGAAUUGGCACUUGAUGCUGUUUUUGAAAAACACAAGGCAACUGCACUUGAUCUGCUUGAUGGGGAGGAGCUUUCUAGUUUCUUGUCUAUUUUGAGCAUUGACAUCAGUAAUCUCAAAGCAAUGCUACGUGCUAUUUAUAUAGCUGGACAUGUGACAGAAUCUUUUUCCGAUUUUGUUGUUGGUCAUGGAGAGUUAUGGUCUGCUCAGAUAUUGUCAUCUGUCCUCAGAAAGGGUGGGGUAGAUUGUAACUGGAUGGACACACGGGAUGUUCUGAUUGUGACACCUGCUGGAUCCAAUCAAGUUGACCCUGAUUACACUGAAUCAGAAAAAAGACUUGAGAAGUGGCUUUCACAAAAUCCUUCAAAGGCAGUUGUUGCUACUGGUUUUAUAGCUAGCACCCCUCAAAAUAUUCCCACAACUUUAAAAAGAGAUGGAAGUGAUUUCUCUGCUGCUAUCAUGGGUGCUUUAUUUAGGGCACGCCAAGUCACCAUUUGGACAGAUGUUGAUGGUGUCUAUAGUGCAGAUCCUAGAAAAGUUAGUGAGGCUGUGAUUUUGAAUAACUUGUCUUAUCAAGAGGCAUGGGAAAUGUCAUAUUUUGGGGCAAAUGUUUUACAUCCAAGAACUAUCAUUCCAGUGAUGCGAUAUGACAUUCCCAUUGUUAUAAGAAACAUCUUCAACCUAUCUGCACCUGGAACAAAGAUUUCAAGAUCACCUGUUAAUGAAAUUGAAGACAAAAAGAAUUUGGUAACAUAUGUAAAAGGGUUUGCAACAAUAGACAAUUUGGCCCUUGUCAAUGUUGAGGGAACUGGAAUGGCUGGUGUUCCGGGUACAGCAAGUGCCAUUUUUGCUGCUGUAAAAGAUGUUGGAGCUAAUGUCAUCAUGAUUUCUCAGGCUAGCAGUGAACAUUCUGUCUGCUUUGCUGUUCCUGAGAAGGAAGUGAAAGCAGUUGCAAAGGCAUUAGAGGCCAGAUUUCGUCAAGCUUUAAGUGCUGGACGUCUUUCUCAGGUGGCAGUGAUUCCAAACUGUAGCAUUCUUGCAGCAGUUGGCCAGAAAAUGGCAAGUACUCCAGGUGUCAGUGCAACUCUAUUCAAUGCACUUGCAAAGGCUAAUAUUAAUGUGAGGGCUAUAGCACAAGGGUGCUCUGAAUACAACAUCACUGUAGUUGUGAAAAAGGAAGAUUGUGUAAGAGCCUUAAGAGCAGUUCAUUCAAGAUUCUAUCUUUCAAAAACAUCAAUAGCUGUGGGUAUUAUUGGGCCUGGGCUUAUUGGUGCCACUUUACUUAAUCAGCUUAGAGAACAGGCAGCAGUGCUGAAGGAAAAAUCCAACACAGAUUUACGUGUCAUGGGAAUCCUUGGAUCGAAGAAAAUGCUGCUGAGUGACACGGGUAUUGAUCUUUCUACAUGGAAAGAAGUUCACAAGGAGAAAGGAGAAAAAACUGAUUUAGAAAAAUUUGUUCAACAUGUUCAUGGGAAUCACUUUAUUCCCAACACAGUAAUUGUAGAUUGUACAGCAAGUACUGAUGUAGCAGAUCACUACCAUGACUGGUUGCGAGAAGGAAUUCAUGUCAUUACCCCAAAUAAGAAGGCCAAUUCCGGACCACUUGAUAAGUAUUUGAAGCUGAGAGCUCUUCAAAGGCAAUCAUUUACUCAUUACUUUUAUGAAGCCACUGUUGGAGCUGGUCUUCCAAUCAUGCAUACUUUACGAGAUUUACUUCAAACAGGGGAUAAGAUUGUACGCAUUGAAGGAAUUUUCAGUGGGACAUUGAGUUAUAUAUUCAACAAUUUUGUUGAUGCAAGAGCCUUUAGUGAAGUAGUGAUGGAGGCAAAAGCAGCAGGUUACACUGAGCCUGACCCCAGGGAUGAUCUUGCUGGGACAGAUGUCGCCAGAAAGGUGAUAAUUCUUGCUAGAGAAUGUGGUUUAAAUCUUGAACUUUCAGAUAUCCCUGUUCAGAGCCUUGUGCCAGAUCCAUUAAAGGGAAGUGCAUCAGUGGAUGAGUUUUUGCAGCAGCUACCAUCUUUCGACACAGACAUAGCUGAAAAGCAACAAGCUGCAGAGGAAGCAGGAGAAGUGUUGAGAUACGUUGGGGUUGUGGAUGUAACGAACCAAAAAGGAGUUGUGGAGUUAAGAAGAUACAAGAAAAAACAUCCGUUUGCACAGCUUUCGGGUUCUGACAACAUCAUUGCUUUUACAACAGAAAGGUACAACAAACAGCCUUUGAUUGUGCGGGGCCCGGGUGCUGGAGCUGAAGUUACAGCAGGUGGAGUUUUUAGUGACCUGUUACGCCUCGCAUCAAAUCUUGGUGCCCCUUCAUGUUAAGUUAAUUAUGGUUGUUUUGAAUUUUGGUUAUAUAUAAUAAGGGGAAUCCGGCCUGGUUUUAUCUACAAUAAGGUGUUUAAGGAUUUUAGUUUAGGUGGGUAUGUUAGGAGAAUGGUUGGAAAACUCACUGUUGUAAUGGUGUUUUUUUUUUUUUUACU